AUGAAAUCUCAGGAUUACCACCAAGCGCGACCACACAUAAUAACACUCUUGAGUCUUUGGACAUUGACCCACGCGUCAAAAUGCGCUCCGAGUCGGAGGAUGAAUACGAAGUCGAGUCAGUCACUCAAGCAAGACUUGCGAAGAAGGGAAGGAAAACGUUUUGGGAGUAUCGUGUCAAGUGGAAAGGCUUCCCUCCAGAGGAUAACACGCAUAUGGGAACCUAUCGGGUCCUUUGAUUUCAACUCGGACAUAAUUGCGAGCUUCUGGGCGCGUAUCGAUCUCGGAGGUCGCGACAUGAACGACCUCACCUUGUUUAAAGUCGGAGAUGAGUUCCUCCCCAUGGGUCCCCCACGUCGGAAGCUCAAAUCACGAGCUUCCACGACUACUGUUCCCGUCGUGACCGAGUCGAGCACUCCCCGCUCCGCCAAACGUCGACUUGAAUCACCUCCGCCCGAUCUUGAGUUGAAACCUCCCAAACGCACGCGAGGGCGCGCACCAGUAACCUCUUCCCGACCUGUCGAGACAUCCGAAGCUGUGCUCGAAACACCUCGCCGUCCCCAUCCAUUACCAGCCGUUUCGUCGACACGAUCCAUCCGUCGUAGUACAAGGAAACGCACCCCAUCUCCGCAAAUCAUCCCCGAUUCAGAAGACGAAGCGGAUUUGCUAUCCAUGCCCGCAGAUUCCUCUACAACGCUAUUCAGCCCUUCGUCGGGGAAUCACGGAGUUACAGACGAGAUUUUUGGGGAGAGCUCCAAGGUGCCUGCUCAUCGAGUCAGGGCCGCCAAUCCGCUCGUCAAAUUGGUGGACGACUUCGCCCCAUUGGCCGGUGCCAUCUCAGCCAAGGCACGAUUGGAUGCCAGGGACCCCACAUCGAGCAAUCCGCUUGAAGCUGGCCCUUCGAAGAAGAAACCGCGUAAAUCUGGCUCCGGACGGCCCUCUGAAGAUUUGAUCAUCAAGAAAACGAGGAGUUCCCUGCUAACCUUUGACAAGGGUUCUCUGAAGACAAUCAAAGGAAAAUACAUUCCUCCUGCACAACCAGAAAGUGAAGAGACUGUGGAAGAUGCUAUCGAGACUACUGUGCCACCUAGUGGUGAGGAAUUGCUGAAACUCGGUGGCUUCGACGCCGAGGCCGCAGAUGAAUUAGAGAACUUCGAAGACGCUGCGCUGGAUGGCCAGGAUGAUUUAUAUCAAACAAGUUUGAGUAUCGCCAAAAAUAAUCUGUUUCCUCCAACACCAACAGAAUCAACCGCACCAUCCGUGCCAACGCCCACAGGUUGGCUCAGGUCAACGAUUUUUGGUCCGCUGGGAAUUGGAUAUGGUACAACAUCACCGUCUUUGGGCGUGAAACAACUGCAUCUCAAACUAGACACCAAUGUGUCCAUUCCAUUAGAUCUGGUGGAUGUACACAAGUCUUUAGACGCAUUGGUGUGCGGUCUCGGGCAGACGGGACCAUCGGGUCUUUUCUUCGACUCAGCAAACGCGUCCGCAGUUCUUGAUUGUGUUCGCUCAACUGGGUCAGCCGCAGCCCGAUUGGUCUUGAAUGCGAAUGCUACAACAUCAGAGACUGAGCACUUUACCACCUUCCGUGAUCGUUUGGCGCGAGGUGAACUGUUCACUGUGAUGAUUGGGAGUUGUUUCCUGGCCUGCUUCUCUUCCGACUUUCCGUUGAAGCACCGUAUGAAUUUGCCCUCUUCUCUAGUUUCAUGUGGGCAAGACAGUAUCCUUGCCGCGCAAAUCGCCAUCGAAAACGAGAACGCUUAUCUGACUGCGUCAGAAAUUGCCAGUCGGUGGUGA
Mycena citricolor is the source of this 1794-nucleotide messenger RNA. The record is from the annotation of a GenBank genome assembly. NCBI's taxonomy places the organism in Eukaryota, Fungi, Basidiomycota, Agaricomycetes, Agaricales, Mycenaceae.